Messenger RNA from Paramuricea clavata, 6256 nucleotides. NCBI's taxonomy places the organism in Eukaryota, Metazoa, Cnidaria, Anthozoa, Malacalcyonacea, Plexauridae. The record is from the annotation of a GenBank genome assembly.
CAAGUACCGUAAACAGAAGCAGUCACCCCCCCCCCCUGGUCUGGUUAUGAUGCGCUAGCGCUUAUAACUUUUGGUACAACUGGCCUGAAACUUAAAAUAUUGAUUCAAUAAGUUUAAUUAAUAUCAAUAUAUUUAUUGAAAAAUAGCUAUUAUAUCAAAAUAAGAAAACUUUAGAUUCUCACGCGAAUAGGCAAUGUUUUUAUGAGCGACUGUUCAUCGUUAGUUGCAAACGACGGUAAUUUGUAAACAAGGUCAAGGUUUUAUCGAAAGCGAUUGACUGUUAGAUUUCCUUUACUAUUUUAUAACUAUAUAAUGUUAUUUCCUACAAAUUUAGCUUUAUUGUAGCUUUAUUGAAAGUUUAAAAAAAACAUGGAAACGGUGAAUUACUACAGAUUGAAAAUAAUUAUUAAACUAUGAUUGAAAUUAUCGACGUAGAAAUGUAGAAUGCUAUUUCGUUGUAUUAUAAAAUUUCAAUAGUAUUAAUGAGAAUUUUGUUUGAUAUUUUUAAUAUAUAAAUAUUUCAUGUUAUUUACAAAAUGUACUGUAGUUUUGAAGUUUUGCACACAAUAUAAUCAAUGCGAGCAAAUAACUCCAUUUCAGUUUGAGUAUUUAAUAUAUUUAAAUUUAAUAUUUUGAUAGCGUGGCCCGCUUUCGCGCUAUAUAAUAAACGCCUGAUAAAUAUAAAUCAGUGCGAGCACAGCGGCUCCAAAAUCACAACAAAAUAUAAACAAUAUAAAGUAAAUUAAAACAGCAAAGCUUUACCUACCUCGAUGUAUUUUCUAAGGCGCUCGAUUAUGUAAAUUUUCGGCGAACAAUCAACAUUUUCUUUGCAUUUGCUCGACGAAAACCAUGGAAGAAAACGUGCACGCGAUUCAAAAUUUAUAAUUAUGCUUAUUGUUAUUAUGCUCGUCCCACGUGAUCUGCCGCAAGUUUCACCAACAACGGACACGAAUUUUAAGCUAUAUGAUAGUUGCAUGCCAUAUAUGGCAUGCAACAAAAAUGGUUGUGAAUUGGUUCGGACCAUUGAGAGAUGAUAUGGCUGUCCUCGCAAUUUCUGACUUUUGCUGCCUACAUAAUUUUCCACAGAUGAACAGAGUAUAACUUACUGUUUAUUUGAAAGAAUAUAAACCAUAUAAAGAAAAUAAGCCUAUAACUAAGUCUAAGACUCAAUGCAAUUUGGAUUAUCCCCGAGCCAACGGCGUAGAGCGCCGUUCCGCGGGCGUAAGCCCGGGCGAGGGCACUAAUCCCCUCCCCCCGGCUAUUUACACCCGGAGAAAGGAACGCACUAGCGAAGUCUAAAGUUCAUCAAUUAUCACAGGCGCGGUUCAUGGAUGUAUGGGUGGUCAUCUCACUGAUCUCAAAAUAUGGCUGUUGGCCAGGAGUGAGGAAGGGGAAAAUAUCAAAAUUACAUGUAAGAAAGCUUGGAAAAUCAUUUCACAUAACAAAUUAUCAAUCUUUUUUCAAUUUUUAAACGUAAACAUUUAUAAGAAUUGAUUUAGUAUGAGAAAUCCUAAAGUUUAGCCUAUAGGGCAAGUUUGUCUCAACUGGUUUAUGUAUGACCUUGUAUUAAUGUUAUAGACUUUGUUCUUGUUGUUCAAGUCUUUCCUAUGGAUUGUAUGCGAAAGUUUCAUAGUUAAAUUAACUUUUGUAGAAGUUCAUGAUAAAAAGGAAAGCAAAUUAUUUUCAUUAGCGUUCUGUACGAAUUAAAUUUAUUUCAUUCAAAGUGCGAGUAAUAAGUUAUAAGUUGAGCUCAAGUUAUCGCGAUCGGCAAAAAGCAGUUAAUUUCAAUUCACAUUUAAAAACGUUUUACGUAGAGUUUUGUUUUCAAUUUUACAUUAAUUUAAAAUAAAGCACAUAGAAAGCAAAAUCAUAUACCUACUUUAUAUAUCUUAGAAAUUGAUAGUUCUGUACUUAAAAGUGUUCAAGUUUCAUCUAUUGUUUGCAGGUUUGAGAUUUGUCCAAAUAUUUUUUAAAAAGUUAUCGUGUUGCAAUGACAAACACGACGUGAGAAACGCUAGCCUGCGUUUAAUGUUGGCGUAAUUACGAAUACUUCAUGUUGAAACAAUGUUUGGAGAAUAUAGGCGAGGGGUUGUUGCAUGCAUGUAUAUCUAGUAUGAAUUUAUUUUAAACGUUUCGUCCGUUUAAUAUCCGACAACAAUGUGUUUAUGCAGCAAGAAAUUUCGUUGUCAAAAUAAUUUUCCACCGGCACCGGAAUGUAAUUCAGUGCGAGCCGUAUACAUUUCGUAUCGCGCCGAAAAAAAAAUUUGCUAGCAAAAUCACAAUUAGUAGCAAUGGAUAUGCCAAUUGUCUCGUAGAUCAUUUUGACACGACUUUUUUCCGUCCUUCGUUUUGCCCAAGCAUCCAACCUGCGAAUUUUAGGGCAGCAAACAAAGGUUUGUGAUCAGGCUAGGUAAACUCAUUUUUAUAUUUUUUCGACACCAGAAACGCAAUUUUAUAAUUUUCAAUCCCCGAAAUAUAUGAUGAAGAUUUGCCCUUAGAUAUAUUCCACAAACUUCAAUUUUGUACGUCAGACACUUCAGAGACCUUCAAUUUAAAAAAGCAAUUUUAAAACAAUCACACAAACAGAAAAUUGGACAGAAAAUAUUAAACAAAACAUUGAAACAAUGCUUCUUGCUGUGCCUUAUGUAGUUAUGUUAUUAAGGUUGCAUGGCCGUAACAUGCGUCUUUUACGCAUUUUUUACUCCACUUUCGUAAUUCCCUUCCUUAUUGUGGCUGUAAAUAGCCGAGCGGAGUUAUUGCAUAGCAUGAAAACUGCUUUUCCGGUGAAAUUUGCUAAAAAAUUCCCAAAUUUCUCCGCAAAAUAUCCACCAAGGUUAACAGUUAAUCCUAGGGAUGAAAUUGGAAAAGACACAUCUUCGAAUAAAUGGACGGCGGCGCCAUGUCGAUUUCAUUAUGCUGCUUCAAACACCAACUGCUUUCACAGUUUUAUAACUUGCAAGAUUAAGAUUAACAAUACUAUAGCGCAAAUUCACAUGCGCAUAUGGAUACGAUCAAAUGCGCUUUAUGUCAAGUAUUAUACGUUUACCUAUAAUUACUCACUUACCCUAUAUAAUUUUAUAGACUAUAAUUUUAUCUUUACAACUUGCAACUGUGAUAUUAGUUUCUUAACUGCAUGUGUUUAUCCUAACCCACCCCAUCAACUUUCCCUCUGAGAAGAACUGGAGCACACUAACUCACCUUCAUUCACCUUCAACGCACUUCAACUUCCCUCUCGAUAUCAACUCGCGACGAUAAUAAUCACCCGCGUUCCAUGGCAACCAUGUAAUGAAAAUCCAUCCACCGCAAUGGGCAAUAUUUUGGCGUUUAACACACUUUACUUAAAAAAAGGCCUGGUUUUCCCCACUUUUUAUUUCAUAAAACAUUUUCUUGUAGUACAAUAAACUAUCUGACCAUGCAACUUUAAAGAUGCUGCAAAGUCUGUUCUGCGCAUCAGUUCUGCUCAUAAAAAAGGGGAACCAGCAGAUAUAUAUAUAUAUAUAUAUAUAUAUAUAUAUAUAUAUAUAUAUAUAUAUAUAUAUAUAUAUAUAUAUAUAUAUAUAUAUAUAUAUAUAUAUAUAUAUAUAUAUAGUGUGUUGCUACAAACACAAAUAAUAUCAGUCAGAAUCACUUUUGUAUGGUCUUUUCAAAGUUUAAAGACUAUCUAACACGUAAUGUCAACGGCAGAAUCAAGUGGCUGGGUGAUUUUGAGAAUUUGAAGCAUUUUAUGGCAGAAUUAUAUGAUGCUGGAGGUGUCUGGAACUCGCCCGGGGGAAGUGAUAAAGUAUUUCUUUAUGAUCAAAUCAAGCUUACAUGGUAUGCGGACAACAACUCUAUGAUAUUUAAAGGUGUUGAUGGCCAAAUUCUGGAACGAUUGGUGAUUUCUACGCUAGAAACUGGCGUGCUAGAAACUGGCGUUUUAUUAACAAACGUGCAUAGUAACGGCGAUCUUGAGUUAAACACAUCAAAUAUUGAAGUUUGUGAUAAAGACAAGGUCGAAAGCUACUUUAAAGAUUGUUCUUCUCAAACGGUGAAUCAUCAUGAAAGAUGCACGAAUUGUGACCGAUUAUCAACAGAACUGACUGCUGCUGUAAAGAAAAUUGAUGGAUUAUAUGAGACUGUGAACAAAAUGUUCGAGUUGGUAUGUAUGAAAUCAAACUCAACAUUACUCACUGGCACGAUUAUGCAUGACCUCAGGCUAAAUACAGAUUUUAGUUCUGCUAAAGAUACAAACAGUAAUUUGCGAACUGUUUGUGAACUGUCUACAGAUCUCGAAGGAGUUAAGUUGGAUGCUGUUAUUACGGAGUCUAAACAUUCUAAAAACAUCCAUUCAAACCACGAAAAUAUUAACAAAAACAUGAAAUUUAUUGAUAAAUUCUCUCAUGAACUGGCUAUUAUGCAGUGCGAACAACAAGAUCAUUUUCGAAAAAUUUCUAAACAUGCAUGACUUAGCAAUUAAUCAAUUAAUUCAUUAUUUAGAAACUAUUCAAAGUGAGCAAGGAAAACACAAUCAACAAAUUAGUGAACAAUACACAAGUAUUGAACAAAUAAGACAAGGAUUAGCCGUUAUGCAUGAUGAACAUGUUUUGAAUCACUCAAGCAAGAACUCGUCAGAAAUAAUACAAAGCAAGGAAAUAAAAAAUGUAAACGUUAACAGCAUCUCCAGUCAUGUAAUUAUUGUACAUGACACAACCUCCUCGGCUAUGGAAACAAUACCCAAUCAAGACAAACAAUAUGAUUACAAUGUCCAUUACCCGUUUGGUAAUAGCGAUCGACCUUUAACAGAGAUCAUCAAACUGUGUGAAGAUGUAAUUAGUAUUGAUCCAGAUAAUAGUUUAAACAAAACCCUGCAGAAAAACUGUUCAUUACUUAAAACCCCAACAGAAGACCAACAAAGUGUUACAUUAAAAUCAACCCACUGUAAUGAAGCAGCGGAAUCAGGGUGUGAAAUUAAUACUAUUACUAAUCUGGCGAAUGGCGAAUCUCUUGCUCCCGAAACAUACCAAUCGAACGAAGAAUUGUCCCAUUCCAUGCCAGCGAAAACAGUUAAUUCAACUUUAAAAACGCAAUCAGAAAAAUCGGGUCCCUCCGAACAGGUCAGGGCAAAAAGCAGUGAAUUAGUUUUCGGACAAACGCCAAAACAAAACACCGCAAAUAAGGUCAAAGGUCACAAGUCAAUCAAGUGUACAAAACGUUUAUCGAAAGAGAUAUAUUACGACAACAAUAUAUCUGGGCUAAUCGAUAAAAGUGAAAUAAAUUGCAACCCAGGGGUGCCUGUCAGGCAUGUGGAGUGGGUGGGACGGCUACCUUUGAUUGAAUCUUCAUAUAAGUCUGUAUCGUUAAGAAAAUCUACGACUUUAAACGAUUUCCAGCGAUCGUGUAAGAGAAAUUUUCGGAAGAGUCGUUCAAAGCACCGUCCCCGGGACUGGCAGAGGUACCUCGAAUUUGUUCGGAAAACGUUACACCCUCGUGUGACUCGGCCUCCAAUUCGCCUACGAACAACAAAGUAAUUUCUAUUGUUAUGUCACAUUGUCGGACCAUAAGUCAUCGCAUAGUCGGGAUUUUUUUUAGUACCAUUGACACACAUAGAACAUCUAAUAGACCGAGUGGACAUUGUUCAACUAACUGUAUCUUAAUUCGCACAGAACAAUAUGAAAGUACCAAAAAGUAUUUGAAACUGUGUCUCCUGAAUGCCCGAUCUAUCAAGAACAAAUCUGCGGAUUUUGUUUGUUAUGGACUCUCCACUGGUGCUGAUGUUUUUGCUAUCACUGAGACUUGGUUCGCAGAUAAAGAUAUGGCACAUAAGGCUGAGAUCACUUUGCCCGGUUAUAAACUACUCGAUCAUCCCCGUACUGAGAGAAGCGGAGGUGGAACAGCUUUGUUAUUUAGGGACAAUAUUACUGUACACAAAGUCGACUGCGGCGAACGCAGGUCAUUUGAGUUUUCCGAAUGGAUACUACAAUAUCGCUCCUGUAAACUGAGAACUAUUAUCGUUUACCGUACUCCCUAUUCUGCUGCACAUCCUGUUGUCACAAGUGUAUUUUUCGAUGAAUUCUCCACAUAUUUGGAAUCUGUAAUCAUGUCCUCCGAACCUUUGUUAAUCGUUGGAGAUUUUAAUAUCCAUGUCGAUAUCUCACGUGAUCCUAACGCUAUUCGAUUUCUUGAUCUGUUGUCCUCCAUGGGCCUUGAUCAACAUGUUGACAAGCCUACUCACACAUCUGGACACAUCCUUGAUCUGAUAAUCACGCCGGAAUUCUGA